Messenger RNA from Ambispora leptoticha, 414 nucleotides. The record is from the annotation of a GenBank genome assembly. NCBI's taxonomy places the organism in Eukaryota, Fungi, Glomeromycota, Glomeromycetes, Archaeosporales, Ambisporaceae.
AUGACCGAAAAACUUGCAAGAAAAGCUGUCGAGGAUCUACUUAGAUAUCGAGCCUCACUUCAAAGAUCUCGCGAUUCUUCCUCUUUUUAUACAGCCUCUUUUAAUGAUAUAAAGAUACCCUUGUCGAAUGGCGCCAAAAUUAUCGAUAAAGAGAGCGGGAAAAAUACAAAACUUUCGCCAACAAAACGUGGACUCAAAAAAAUAAAAAUUCAAGUAAGAAAUAAACAAGCUCUUGGGGUUAUGGAACAGAAGAAAAAAGAAAAUCCACUAGAUAAAAUAAGAAAAGAGCAAGAGGAGCGAAAGUUAAAUUUAAGUAGCAAUAAGAAAUAUUUUAAGACUCAAAAAAUGGAAACUAAGGAGAAAGAAUUAAAGAAAAAGAUUCUUAAUUUACAAAAGAAAAAACAAAUCAAAUGA